AACACAAGCAAAUCUUUUCAAGUGUUCUUCCUCUUUCUCCUCUCUAGCUAGCUUUCAAUUAGUGCUCCUUUGUAGUGAGUACAAGGGUGUUCUUAGAUCUCUCUAUCUCUCUUUGCUUUCAAUUUUGCCAAAGAAAAAUGGAGAACCAAGGGUGCUUUAGCAGUUUCAUAGAUAGAUGCAAGCCUUACAUAGCUAUGAUCUCCCUUCAAUUUGGUUAUGCUGGUAUGAACAUCAUCACUAAGGUGUCCCUCAAUAGAGGCAUGAGCCACUAUGUUCUAGUUGUCUAUCGACAUGCCUUCGCUACCGCGGUCAUCGCACCAUUUGCACUCAUUCUUGAGAGGAAAAUUCGUCCUAAGAUGACAUUCAGAAUUUUCAUUCAACUUUUCGUUCUUGGCCUUCUUGGGCCUGUGAUUGAUCAAAACUUCUACUAUGCUGGGCUAAAAUACACAUCACCCACCUUCUCAUGUGCAAUGAGUAACAUGUUACCGGCGAUGACGUUCGUCAUGGCAGUCCUGUUCAGGAUGGAGAAAUUAGAUUUGAAGAAAGUAAGGUGCCAAGCCAAGCUGGUGGGAACUCUAGUUACAGUACUUGGAGCAAUGUUGAUGACCUUAUACAAGGGACCCAUUUUGGAGAUGUUCUGGACACAGAAUCCUCACAAAACAAAUGCACCAGAGACAAAUGGGAAUUCUGACAAGGAUUGGGUUAAGGGUUCCAUCUUCCUUAUCAUUGCUACCUUUGCUUGGGCUUCUCUCUUCAUUCUUCAGGCAAUUACAAUGAGGAGAUACCCUGCUCAGCUUUCUCUUACAGCUAUGGUUGUCUUUUUGGGUACCCUCCAGUCUAUUGCAGUCACCUUUGUCAUGGAACACUCAACUUCUGUUUGGUCCAUUGGCUGGGACAUGAACCUCCUUGCUGCUGCCUAUGCUGGAAUUGUUUCUUCAAGCAUUGCCUACUACGUACAAGGACUAGUGAUGCAGAAGAGAGGACCUGUCUUUGUAACUGCUUUCAGCCCUCUGAUGAUGAUCAUUGUGGCCAUCAUGGGAUCUUUCAUUCUUGCUGAGAAGAUCUACUUGGGAGGUAUUCUUGGUGCUGUCUUGAUUGUUGCUGGUCUCUACUCAGUUCUAUGGGGGAAGUACAAGGAAUACAAGGAGAAGGAAGCUGAGGCAAUACCAGAACCCAUUAAAGGUGUAGAUGAGAAUGGUCGGACCAUAAUGAUGAUCGAAGACAUCGAUGAGAACGACAUUGAGAUGCAGAAAGCUGCAUCUAAGCUUGCUCCCAUCCCAGAGCCCCUCAUGAAAGCUAACCAAGCUCCAAAAGUCUAAACAUUUCAGGCAGAAAGAAGCUAAACCUGUUUACACAGAAAGAGAGAGAAGCUGAUAGGUGUUGGAAGGAAGGGCUUUUUUGUCUUUUCCCCUUGUAUCGCCUUUUUUUCUUCUUUUUCUAACCUCUUAUUUUCUCUCCUUCUGAAAAAAAAAUAUCUCUCUUACACUUUUUGUUCUUGGCACUGUUUACUUUCACCCAUGUAAUAUUCUGAAAAUUUGAGAAGUAAUGAAGAGAAUCUGAGAAUCUCCUUUCUGA
Messenger RNA from Macadamia integrifolia, 1575 nucleotides. RefSeq names its product WAT1-related protein At5g07050-like. Gene Ontology annotation, molecular function: transmembrane transporter activity. The transcript is spliced from 7 exons. The record is from RefSeq and is a predicted model, not a curated record. Lineage: Eukaryota; Viridiplantae; Streptophyta; Magnoliopsida; Proteales; Proteaceae. Bases 138 to 1319 code for a protein of 393 amino acids. Gene Ontology annotation, cellular component: plasma membrane.